Messenger RNA from Pomacea canaliculata, 9580 nucleotides. Its product is annotated as short transient receptor potential channel 3-like. Lineage: Eukaryota; Metazoa; Mollusca; Gastropoda; Architaenioglossa; Ampullariidae. The record is from RefSeq and is a predicted model, not a curated record. Gene Ontology annotation, biological process: calcium ion transmembrane transport; regulation of cytosolic calcium ion concentration; manganese ion transport. Gene Ontology annotation, molecular function: inositol 1,4,5 trisphosphate binding; store-operated calcium channel activity; protein binding. Gene Ontology annotation, cellular component: membrane; cation channel complex.
UUUCUGUCGUGCACCGCGGUUGCUUGGCGAGGAGAAACCCACAAAUUUCAAGCCUGCACGUCUUCACAUCGAAACCAUGGACUUUUGGAUGAAGACUGGCUAGUCCACUGAACCACUUUAUGUCAUGAACUGCUGCACAGACCCGUUCCACAGGACAGGCAUCAACAUGACCAUCACAUCACUACCCACCGUGAUGCUGUUACCGGAUAUGUUUGAUGUGAGUAAAGAUCACCGAGCUGAAUUCCUUGCAUGAACACGCUGGGGUUCGGAUCCUGUCGUACCGAGGGUUUAAAGUGUGGUUUGUGUCAACAUCAGUCAGUAAACCCUCCCCUUUGCGACAGUGCCCAGACAGUUCUCAUUACCCCCAGCGUGAGUUCAAACAGACAGCGACCAUUGCUGUGUGUGCAUGCCACUCCCGGAGAAGACCAGCUGAUCCCAAGGUCCAACAGGAGUCUAAACUGUUCAUCGCCAUUGAUUUCUCCACACAACCACCCCGAUUAUUGCAUCCCGUGUAUGGGGGGCGUGGAGGAGUGGGACUGCCCAGACUCCAGACGCUGCAGCUGCCUGUGAUGUUGCGAGUCUUCCGUCUCCUGCCGCUGCAGCUGGCUUCUGUCUCCUGACGAAGGUCUUUGUGUCAACAGGUGAUAGCCAGGGUCCAGGCGGCGAGAUGAAAGAUGACCACAAAGCGCGUGGGACGGCGGCUUCCUUUGAGGUCAGCUAUGUGGGUUGUCACCCGCCGCUGACUACACCUGUCACAUCUUGUAUCCAGUCCAGGAUAACACGCGCAUAGAAAGUUGAUAGAUGUCUAAUGAUGUUGGUACACCGAGAAAAGCAGCGGGAGUGUGAUAAAGUAAAAAUUAAUAAUAAUUAAGAGAAAGGUAUGUAAAAAUACAUAAUAGCAUCAGAAGAACUUUGAGGAAGAACACAGCCAGGUGUUCAAUUUUUAAAAUGCAAAUUUUAUAAAGUGCCUCCUGCUACAGGUCAGUCAACUGUCAACCGCUGAUCUUUCGAUUAGUGUCGACCAUGCUGUGUUUGCUGAUGUAUCAGUCAUCACGAUUGUUGCCGAUGUGGUGGCCAUCAGCUGACGACUGACGUUUGAGAUGAAAUAAACAGAUGCAAGAGACAGGAGAGUGAUGGGUGGCCACACCUCAGCCAGACAAGGGUUAACCAAGGGUGAUAUGCAAGUCUCGCCAUUUAUCACAGACCUGCUGACCUGUGAAACAAACGGAAUUACCAAAUGCCGGCUGCCAAACGUUGCUCGGAAACCGCCAGCAAAACCGCGCGUGUGUGUUGAGCAUUUCGGGAAAAAAAAACACAACAACAACACAUCAGGAACUUCAUUGUCAUCUAUUGAGUAUAUUUUUUUUUUAUCAAACGAUUAUAAAGUCAAAUCAUCUUUUGCUCCGCAAGUAGUGUUUAUCCCAAGCUAUUUCACAUGAAUGGAAGAAUGACAACUAACCCAUCAGUUUGAAUAGAGUUUAAAUAUAAUAUAAUAUUAAAGGAAAAUUUUGCAUUGAUGUCAACCAUCGAUCAAAAUUUUAUGUAGAAACUGGAUAAUGAGAAAAAACAACCGGAGGCUAGUCAACAAGAGCGUACAUUAAAUAAAUAAAAUAAAAAUAAAAUAAAAAAAAAUCUUUGUGUGGAACGUAAGAAAAGAAGAAGUCCAAUACAUCAAUCUUUCCCAGGCACUCCUAAUGUCAGGGGAGCUCGAGGCUGGAUGAAGACACCAUGGCUGCCCCUCCGUCGAGCUCUGUGCGAGAUACAUAACGCCCGCGCAGAGAAGGGAAAAUAAUACAGCGCACCCCGGUCUGCCAUCUUGAAAAGGAGAGUCUGCCCGGAAAGGACAGGCUGAGGAUUGCUGACUCGCCAGUGCGCAUGCGUCAGGCUCGGGACUUAGCUACGACGUUCCAUACAUCUUUAGUGCGAGUGCGUGCCUUUGCUCGAUGGGAUUAUGGCCUAGCGGCCAGUGUUUUGGGAAUUUCGCGCCGCAGUAUAUUUUUCUGGAAGCAUCUGUGCCUUUCGGAACCAGCAGGUAGUCGUCUUCAGUGGGUGUCGUCAUCAUGGCCACAACCUGCGCAAUGCGGUAAAAAUAAUAACAAUUUAUUUCAGUUAAACUUGUUUCUCGGGAAUAAAUUUAAAAAAAUAUUUCACGUGGUUGAUUUUAUCAAAAAAUACCAUCGACUUCUGUCUGCAAGACACAAGAUUUUUUUUUCUGAUGUUGAUACUGUUGAAUGACAUGUAUUAACCUGGACUUCUUGUUGUGGAUGUUUUCUGCCGUGUGAUGGACGAGUUAUUGACAUUCAUGAAGCAGAAACUUCCAAAAUUUUCAAAUCAUCGUUCCCCUAGAUGCUGUGAGUGAACUGAGCAAGUCAAACUGUUUUAUUCUGCAUUUCGAGGAUUGUAAACCCUGACAAGAAGUGACUGAGAAACUCAAGUAAACAAAGCCAGGGACUUCAAAACGGUUUGAGGCAUUGGAAGUACCUCUCUCAAGCAGUGCUACAUUCCAGCGCGGAAGGAUAAACAGUGCCAAUGACAUCUGUGGGAGCUACGACAACAGUCCUUCUUUGUAGUCUUGCUCAAUUCCACAUGACAUCAUAGGCAACGGAUUCCUUUCUGUGUGAUGCGGAGAGAAACUUUCUACUGGCAAAGGGACAUGAAGCCCUUCCGGCCUGGUGAUGUAAAUAUACAUUCGUCUUCAAAGAUAAUUCACAGGGACACUUGGAUGAGAAGAUAAUUUCGUUUGAGAGAUUUUAUUGGAAAGUUUGAGUUGUUAUUGUAAGAUCACGUGGACGUGGCUCUCUGGAAGUGACCCACUGCCAUAUUUUGCGGUUACCUAGCUAAAGACAGUGUCAACAGGCUCUGGGGGUCGGCAAUGUUGACCUUUCGUGACCUUGCGAAGCAGAGAGUCCGCAAAAGGGAGAGUAUCGAUCGUCAAGGACGGCCACACGGGAACCGCAUUCAAGACACGGCGUCGAAAUUUGUGAUUUUCAGACUAAAUCCUCUGUGACCUCUGCAUUAUUCUUCUUACUGCGACCUCCAUCGACUUGGAACUCUCGGCCUUGUCUCUACAGAAAGGUUUUCUGGACAAGCGCAGUACUCUUCAUCAUUCACAUGUAUCUAGACAAACAUCUAAACAAUGGAUUAAGAUUGAAACGUUAAGCCUUAGACAAUUGAAAGACAGGAUUCUGCCGGCAACAUCAAAAGAUUUCGGAAUGUUGGCCGGUGGUGGCGACACAUGGAAUGGCGGACUCACGGCCGAGAGAAAGGCGAGAGGAUGGAGCCAAGAGGUGGUGUACCAAUGUGACGUCAUUGUUGUUGCUGGUCGGAUUAUGCAUCCAGUGACGUCAUCACCAUGUCACUAAAGUCCAACACGAGCGGCACCUGGCGGGAAUACCGGUACGAGAAAAUACGACGAGGGGGUGUCGGGAGUGAAUCAGUGCGGCACCAUGACCACGGUGAUCCAUUGGCUCCCAGGGUGGCCCGGGAGAAGAGAGGAGCCUCCCGCCUCAACCUCAGCAGCGACAAAAAUAGAUCGCUGUCCUCUCUGGAGGAAGAUUUUAUCUACGCGGCAGAGUUCGGCGACAUCCCCACGGUGCGCCGAGUGCUGGAGGAGAACGCCAACUUCUCCGUGGACUACAGCGACAUCUUGGGACGUACGCCUCUCCGAUUGGCUGUUGGCAACGAACACCUGGAGGUGGUGGAGCUGUUGCUGGACCGCUGCAACCUGUCGACGAUCCACGAGGCGCUGCUGCAGGCCAUCAGCGCCGGGCACGAGCAGAUUGCCGAGACCAUCCUCAAGCAUCCCAAGUACUGCCACAUCAAGAAGGAGAACAAGCGUUUCGGCGCCACCGACUACUUCUACACCACCACCAGCGAGGACUCGCCCUUCAGCUCCGACAUCACGCCCCUGAUCUUGGCCGCCGAGCGAAACCAGUUCGAGAUCGUUCAGCUGCUGUUACUGCGAGGGGAGACCAUCCCCAAGCCUCAUCACUAUUACUGUAACUGCCAGGAGUGUGCCAACAAGUUAGAGUUUGAUCAGCUGCGGCUGGCCAAGACCCGCUUGAACGCCUACAAGGGCUUGGCUAGUGGAGCCUACAUCUCGCUGUCCAGCAAGGACCCUGUGCUCACCGCCUUCGAGCUGGCCAGAGAGCUGCGACAGGUGGCCAUGGAGAAGUACUACAAGACGGACUACCUGGCGCUGGCUGACCAGCUGAGCGACUACGUGGUCAAGCUGCUGGACAAGAUCCGCGGCCAUGAUGAGCUGCAGGUGCUGAUCAACAAGACAGGUGCUGACAGCGAACAGGAGACCUACGAACUCUUGGCGAGACUGAAGCUGGCCAUCCGCUACCGCGAGAAACGGUUUGUCGCCCACCCGAGUUGCCAGCAGAAGCUGGUCAGCAUCUGGUACGCCAACCUGCGGACACUGGAGAGGUCCAACUGGUUCAAGCGAGGAGUCAUCGUCAUUCUCAUCACAUUCUACCCCGUCCUCGCCAUCUGCUAUUGGUUUGCGCCCAAAACAAAGGUGGGAGAUUUUCUCAGGUGUCCCUGCGUAAAAUUCAUUGGCCAGACCAUGUCCUUCAUCACCUUCCUCCUCAUGAUUCUCAUCUCUACGGCCAUGGAGUGGCCUUCUGUGCACAAAAAUUUGUCCACGUUCACACAGGUGUAUAUUCAUUAUGAAGUCUUCCGUAACCGGACUGGAGUCUGGCCAGCCGACUUUGUUGUCCGCACGUUCCAGCCAGAAAUUAUUCAUCUUCUGAUGUCAAUAUGGAUUGUUGGAAUGGUUUCAGAGGUCAAGCAGCUGUAUGGAGAUGGCCUGCUGAACUACUUUGACUCACUGUACAACUACCUGGACACAGCUGUCCUCAGCUUGUAUGUCGCAUCCUUCACCUUGCGAUACUUCACCAUCACCAUGGUGAAUCUCUCCCUGGAGUAUUUCGUGGACGCUAAACCGUGGAAUGAUCUGUUCGAAGGCAGACCGGAGCCUGAGCAGCGCUUGUACUGGUUGAUUGCAGAUCGCUUCUACUGGAACAGCUACGACCCACACAAUGUGGCAGAAGCCAUGUUUGCUCUCGCCAACAUCAUCAGCUUUGCCCGCGUGUCCUUCGUGCUCCCAGCCAACGAACUCUUUGGGCCCAUGCAAAUCUCGCUGGCCCGGAUGAUCACGGACAUCCUCAAGUUCGGUGUCAUCUUUUUGGUCCUGUUCUUGGCCUUUCUGGUGGGUCUGCACAAUCUGUACUGGUAUUACCCUAAAGCUGUCCGCAAGACUGUGGAGCUGUUUGAGAACAAUGUUACGACGAUCGCCGAGAGAUACUUUGGCAUACCUGAUGUCACCUUCAGAACGGUCUUCUGGUCCAUGCUGGGCCGUGGUGAACCCUCCGUAGUGGAGCUGGGUGACUACGAGAACUACUUCGUUCAAAACGUCGGCUACUGGAUCUUUGGCUGUUACAACGUCGCCAUUGUCAUCGUCCUCCUCAACAUGCUUAUUGCCAUGAUGUCACGGUCCUUCGACAUCAUCCAGGCGGAGGCCGACACUGAGUGGAAGUUCGCGCGCACGAAGUUGUACAUGGAGUACAUCAGCGGCGAGUCGACCCUGCCCGUGCCCUUUAACAUCGUGCCCAGCCCCAAAUGCUUCCUCAACCUUCUCCAGCGUGUCUGCAGCUUGUUCCGCCGAAAGAAAGAGCUGCCACCCGUAGGUCAUCCGGGAAGAAUCAAAGACAUUGAGAUGUUCCCUUCCUCUAACGGAAACCAGGAUUCCCAGAUCCAGCAGGGCUGGGAGACCCCAGGGGCCCGCAAUGCUGGGAUCAAGAGGUUUCAGGAACGAAUGGGAACAACAAAUGGAUUUGUGCGAAACGACUCUGACCCUAACCUGUACGCCAGUGAAAACCUGACCUACAAGCGCGUGAUGAAAAGAAUCGUCAAGCGUUUCAUCUUUGACACACAACGGGAAGACGACACGAAAGAAGCUGACAUCGAUGAGCUCAAGCAAGACAUAUCCAGCUUCCGGUACGAGAUGUUGAACCAGCUCAACGUCCACCAGAAUAUGUCCCAGCAGGCCUCGGAGCGCCUGGAGCAUUUGUCGACCCGCAUGGAGCAGCUGGUCAGACAGCAGGACAUUCUCCUAAAGUGUUUUCUCAAAGGAAUACACUCUGGUGAUUUUUCUACGGAUCCAGGAGGAGGCAACAGAGGUGGCAGCAGCUGUACAGCUCGUGGAGGACUUGGGGGAGGAAGAGGUGCUGAAGGUGACGUGUACAUUAUCACUCCUGGGGACAGGGACGACACUUCCCCUUGUGGCUCGCCUAUAGGGCCGAUAUCUCCACACAGCCCCAGCCACCGCAGCCCCUUCUCCUUCGCGCCGUCAGACCUCUCCUACGCAUGCGCAGAUUUAACCAACGCUGGUGACGUCAGAAGUGCUGGCAGUUCGCGUUCCUCCAGCCGGAAGUUGCAUGGGAUUCCGGAAGAAGACAAAGCUAGGGUCGACUUUAGAGCUUAUCGUAGCCUCAGCGCUCGCUGUCCCGCGAGGGAGGAUGGGGACAGGAGGGACCGACGGGGAUCCGAACCUCCUCCCUCGCCGUUCAGACGCCGCGAUCCUGCUCGUUCACCGCUGGACGUCAAAGUCGAGUUCCGAACCCCAAAGGUUCUGGACGAACGAGGUGGCGCGAGUGUCAGGAGCAGCGACUCUGCUGCCUGCACAUCCCAGACUAGUGGUGGCCCUGCUGACGAUGGUGAUGCGGUGGCGGUAGAGACAGUCGUGGUGGUGGGAAUGAACGUGACAGGAGUCACCAUAGUGACGAACGCGAGAGACGUCACCCAGGUGACGCCAUGGACAGUGACGGAGACGACCACGACACGUACACGAUCGUCGAGCGACUGUGACUUUAGUGUUAUCGUGUGUUAUCAACUGUGUCGUCAUAUUCUCUUCUUCAGAAGCGGACAUGAACAUAAACCACAGCAGCAGUGGAGUGUGUGGGAGGUAGCCUGUGAUGUCAAACGGUUGCUGCUUACAGUCGGAGAGUGACAUCACGUGGACCCUGUUGCAUGAGUGUUUUUAACGACCCAUACAUUUCAAACAAUCAACAGUUUUUAUGGGCUGUUUUAUGGAUGGAAAGUGAACACAAACCCUUAUGCAACGUGGCCCAGAAGAAGAAAGUAAUCAGUCUGCUGAAAAUCCUUGUAGGGUCAAGGUCGGCUGCCAAUCACUAUGGUUACAUUAAAGUUUGCUUGGAACAAUGAGAAUUCUUUUCCCAGUCAGCAGGAAGACAACUAAGAGCUUCACUUAGAAAAUGUUUUUUUUUUUCAGUUUGCUUAUCGCAGAGAAUUUAAAUAAGGGAAGACAGAAAAGAAAAAAACAAAUUUAAAAUGUUUUAAGCCCUUGCUUUUUUGUUAUCAGACAAAAGCUCGUUACUAUGGUUGCAAAUAGAUUGUCACUCUUGUUUGUUAAUUGGGGGGAUUUUGAGAAAAAGUUAAAUAUUCAUCCAUUAUAAAUAUCAUUCUAUUGCUUCCUUUAGUUGAAAUUCCAUUAUUGUACUAUGGUCAGUCAUAAUUAAAAUAAUUAUUUGUCGACAAUGUUUUACAAGUAUUACAGAUAAUUGCAUGAACAUAAGCCAACAGUUUCGUUGCAGUAGUUGUAGUUGACUCUGUUGCCGGUGUACCUCCAGGCUGUGUGUGGAACAAACUAGAAGUCUUAUCGGGAUAGAAUAUGUUUAGAAACAGUCAUAUACUCCUAGAUUGUGUUAAUAUUUAUGUCUGUUCCACUUCAGUAUAGAGCAUUGAUACAGAAAAUUGAAUUGCUUCGAACUGUGAAUACAUUUUUUGCAGAAGGUUGCGCUGAUAUUUUGCCAUUAACAUUUGUGGGUACUGAAGUCUGUCGACAUGAUACCAUUGCAUAUAUUUCCAAACUGAAUAAUGAAUAUAAUUGUAUGGCAUGAACAGUUUUAUUUUAAAUUGAAAUAAUGACAGUGAAACAUCAGACUUUAAAUUACUCACCAUGUCUAAAUGUGAAAACUGAUACCAGACUACAAUUUGUAUGCUUUUUUCCCUUUCAGCUUUCAUUUGAAAAAAGCGGUUCUAAUAAAGUUCACAGAGUAAAAUACAUGCUCAUGAUGAAAAUAGACUAACCGACAAAUAUUUGCAUGAAUCUUUAAAAAAUUCACUGCAAGUAUGUUAACCUGUAAAUUAGUUUCAAGCUCUGAUUAUGAAAUAUUGCAUUCUUUUCCGAAUCAGAAUUAAUAUUGGUGUGCCUUAUCAGAGAGAUUUGCUGUCAGAGAAAACCACUUCCAGAAGUAAGUUGAUCAUUCGGUUUAUGAAGGUCGAAGAGAAGAAUUAGAUGACUAUAUUUCAAGAAACAUGUCAUAAAACUGGAUUCUGUAGGCAGACAAGAGACUUUAAGUACCUGCUUCAGUGCUACACACCAAGGCUGCGUCGGGUUUUUUUUUUUUUUUUAGCUUUUGGUGGGAAAUUCAUUAUAGAAUAUUGUUAUUAAUGACCCAGUAUAUCUGGACGGGAUGUCAGCAUGACCUGUGAAGAUCAAGAAAACAUCACAUUGUUUAUCAGAAGAGAUAAUUUUAAGAGCAAAAAAAUCCACCAAAAUAAGUUUCGAAGCUGAAAAUUUUCCGAAGUGAUUAUGUCUUCUUUCAUAAGGAAACCGUACGUGUUCUACAUUUUUUCAUUGUGGAAAUAAUCAGUUAAUGCCAUCUUGUAAGACAUAUUAUGUAACCUCAAGGGAAGUCGUAGUGUUAGGUGAAGCUUAUACUUUAUUACUGAACCAAUUACAUUUCUUGCUGUUUGGCAUGUUCAUAUUAUUAUUAUUUACUUUUACUAUUGGAGCAUUAUUACUAUUUUACUAUUUUAUACUAUUUUAUUAUUUGUGUAUUCAAUUCACUGUAUUAUAAUAAUAGCACACGAUAUGAUAAUAUUAAUUUAUUUUUCCUGUAAUAUUAUUCGUGUGAAUUGUCUGUGUACUUUAACUGUUUGUGAGUGAAUUUAGUAUGCAAACCAGCUCCAAGGGCUUACAUUCUUCAGAUGAGACGACUAUGACAUCAGCUGCCGGUUGUAUUCUGUUUUAACUAGUCUUUACUCAUUGCGAAGGAAGGAUGCGGAGACAAAUACACAUUUAAUCGUAGAGGAUGGAGAAAGGGAGACAAAUCUCAGACUUCAAACGGGUACAAAAGUUGUGUCCCUUGGCGAGUGAUGGCGGUGUGCAGUUUAUUUAAAUAUGUUUGCCUUCAGAAUUAUAGGCACGCUCGAAAGGAAGGAGCAAACUGUCGGACAUGUAAUCAAACAUCUAGACUAGCAGGCACGCGCACACACACAUACACACAGAGAAAAGAUAGCGAGCGCACUUGUAUUCAAGGAGACAGACAGGAGACAGCAGGCGGCUCAGUGGAUGGAAUUGUCAGAACUUGGAAGAAUGUGGGCUCUUGUUUGCAAUGACGGGUACCUUGUGUGUGUACGCCUGUACUUGUAGGUGCAUGUAAGUAUGCAUAACUGAUCUUACGCACGCGUGUGUGUGUGUGUGUGCAGUUUGUGUAGGAUUAUGAAUGCAUUGUGACUAAUAUCUUUGAUUUUGUUGUUCUGUGUGAGA